GCUCCCUCGGAUCGCUCCCGUAGCUCAGCCUCCGCGCCGCCGGCAGAGCCCCGCGACCUCGACCCCAGCCCUUGGACAUGGCGAUCCCCGCGCGCCCGCGCCUCCUAGCGGCCCUCGCGCCCACCUUUCUCGGUUGUCUCCUCGCACAGGUGGCCCUGGCGGCAGGCAUUCCAGCGAAAGCAGUUAAUUUAACUUGGAAAUCAACUAAUUUCAAGACAAUUUUGGAGUGGGAACCCAAACCCAUCAAUUAUUUCUACACUGUUCAGAUAAGCUCUAGAUCCCAAGACUGGAAAAACAAAUGCUUCUUAACUACAGACACUGAGUGUGACCUCACAGAUGAGAUCACUCAGGACGUGCACCAGGCCUACGAAGCAAGGGUCCUAUCUAUCCCACGGAGUAACAGUCAUGGGGAGGAACCGUUAUUUACAAACGCCCCAAAGUUUAUUCCUUACGUAGACACAAAACUUGGACAGCCAGUAAUUCAGCAUUUUGAACAAGAUGGUACGAAACUGAACGUGACGGUGGAAGACUCAUAUACAUUAGUCAGAAGGAACAAGAACGGCACAUUCCUCACCCUGCGGGAAAUCUUUGGCAACGACUUGAUUUACACACUUGCUUAUCGGAGAGACUCAAGCUCAGGGAGGAAAAUAGCUGAAACGAACACGAACGAAUUCUCGGUUGAUGUGGACAAAGGGUCGGUCUACUGCUUUAAUGUCCGUGCUGAGAUUCUGUCCACGAAAAACAAACAGAGGAGCCCAGACAGCAUAACUGUGUGCACGGACCAACCGAAGGGUAUAGCGAGAGAAACGCUCAUCACUGUGGUCGCAGUGGUGGUGCUCAUGGUCACCAUCUUUCUCAUCCUCCUGUCCAUAUGCCUGUGCAAGCGCAGAAAGGGAAGAGCAGGGCAGAAAGGAAAGAACGCCCCGCUGCGCUUGGCAUAGAGGAGGAGGCUGAAGCUGCUAACGUCACACUACCUGCAUGCCACCGUUACCAAGACCUCGGAUGGGGACCGAGGAUGUGGGGCGUGGACUUGAGGAUGCUAGUUCCGAAACGCCCCCCCCCCCUUCGUGACCUGUUGUUCCAGCUGACACUUUGAUUCUGACACUAGCGUUUGUCACUUAGAAUGUCCUGAACGGUACGAGUGGGCUAACACUACAGCCACUUUUGCACAAAUGCUUUGGAUUGUGUAUUCUACACUCAGGAAGAUACUGGGUCACCCAGGCAAAGCCAGCGGACAGGUGACUUUCGUAUAACCUGGGUGGACGUUUGAAGACCAUUAGAGAAACUGAUUUUAUGGGCUGCAGAAGAGUAAGAUGGAUUUUGGGUGGACUUUUCUAACAGCUGUCAUUUUGUGAAGCGGUAUUUGGUUUCUUUUUUUUCCUCCCCUAGGUACUUUUGGAAGUUCAAAGCAAUUAUCAAGCUUUGAUAUGAUGUGUUAAAUGCAGGAUAUUUCUGCUUGGGGCAUCUUUGUGACACGUACUACAGUUUAGCACUUUAACUGACAAGCGUGGGGACUAAACAUUUGACUGCCAACUCUAUUUUUCUAAGACUGUAAAAAGGAACCACAUAUAGUUUUAUGAUGUACGGUACUUAAAAAUGUCUAUGCUUAACACUGUAAAUAUUUAUAAAUUUUAAAGGUUUUAUAUAUGGGAUUUUCUAUUUAUAUAGCUUCUAUUUGUAUAUAUUGAGAUAAUUUAUUUAAUAUUUUAUAUAAAUAAAGGUUAUUGGGAAUUCACAUUA
This is a messenger RNA of Psammomys obesus (fat sand rat), 1740 nucleotides long. It is a transcript of the gene F3, whose product is annotated as coagulation factor III, tissue factor. Gene Ontology annotation, biological process: blood coagulation. Bases 78 to 941 code for a protein of 287 amino acids. The record is from RefSeq and is a predicted model, not a curated record. Gene Ontology annotation, molecular function: protein binding. Gene Ontology annotation, cellular component: membrane. NCBI's taxonomy places the organism in Eukaryota, Metazoa, Chordata, Mammalia, Rodentia, Muridae. The transcript has 6 exons.